CAGGUUUUUUGGAUUGAGUUAUGCGCACGCUGCGUGCUCUCGGAUUAAAGUGCCCGUACUUUCGUCCGCAUUGUAAACCACCAAUGCCCGGGGAAGGAAUGGCCAUCUGAUAGCGCAACAGUUAGUUUUCUGAGAUCUCAGACUUCGGGAGAACGGGAGGACGGGUAGGAGCAGCUCGCAUUUUGGGGGAGAUCAUGGCGGCGGCCGCGGUGGAGGUGAGUGCGAGUAGCGGCAGUAGUGACACAUCGAGCACCGGCGAAGAGGAGAGGAUGAGGCGGCUGUUCCAAACGUGCGACGGGGACGGAGACGGAUAUAUUAGCAGGAAUGAUCUGCUGAUGGUGUGCAGGCAGCUAAACAUGGAAGAGUCCGUGGCGGAGAUCAUGGACCAGCUGGGCGCGGACGAGCGGGGCAAGAUCUCCUUCGAGGACUUCACACGCUGCCGCAUGCAGCUGGUCAACGAGAUCCGCAAGGAGGAGGGGGCGCUGUCGCUCCGGUCCGACGACUCGGACAAGAAGAAGCUCCGGGAACGCAUCACCUCCUGGCCCACGAGCAGCGAAAACAGCCUGGGCGCUCUGUCGGGGGCCAGGGAGAGCUGGGAGUACGACUCCGGAGCGCGAGACCUGCAGAGCCCCGACCUCCAGCAGCAGCCCCCGCCCCAGCAGCAGCAGCAGCCGGCCCUGCAGAAGCUGCUGGAGCAGCGGGGGACCUCGCUGGAGCAGCAGGCCGCCCUCCAGAAGCUCAUGUCUCAGACCGGCACCCGCUGCGCCCCGCUGGGAGGAAACUACCUGGAGCUGGCCAACACUCUCCACCUGGCAGCCCUGGCAUCGCUGAAGGGGGACGUGGUCGAGCUGAACAAGCGCUUGCUGCAGAGCGAGAGGGAGCGGGACCUGCUGGAGAAGAGGCUGGCCAAGGCGCAGUGCGAACAGUCCCACCUGAUGCGCGAGCAUGAGGAGGUACAGGAGCGGACCACGCUGCGCUACGAGGAGAGGAUCACGGAGCUGCACAGCAUCAUCGCCGAGCUCAACAAGAAGAUAGACCUGCUGCAGGGCACCACCAUCAGAGAGGAGGAUGAGUUCUCCGAACUUCGCUCCGAGCUCAGCCACAGCCAGCAGGAGGCCAACGAGGACGGGCGCAGCGUGGACCAGGACCAGAACUCUGUAUCAAUGCCUGAGAACCAGUCCACAAUGGUUACCGCAGACAUGGAUAACUGCAGUGACCUGAACUCGGAGCUGCAGCGGGUCCUGACGGGGCUGGAGAGCGUGGUGUGCGGCCGCAAGAAGAGCACCUGCAGCCUGUCCGUUGCAGAGGUCGACCGCCACAUUGAGCAGCUGACCACCGCCAGCGAGCACUGCGACUUGGCCAUCAAGACCGUGGAGGAGAUCGAGGGCGCCCUGGGCCGGGACUUCUACCCCAGCCUGUCGGAGGAGCGCCUACGCUGGGAGAAGGAGCUGGCGGGGCUGAGGGAAGAGAACGAGAGCCUGACCGCCAUGCUGUGCAGCAAGGAGGAGGACCUGAACCGCACCAAGGCCACCAUGAACGCCAUCCGCGAGGAGCGCGACCGCCUGCGGCGACGGCAGGUCCGAGAGCUGCAGACCCGCCUCCAGAGCGUCCAGGCCACGGGCCCCUCCAGCCCUGGCCGACUGACCCCGGCCAGCCGGCCCAUCAACCCCAGCACCGGCGAGCUCAGCACCAGCAGCAGCAGCAAUGACAUCCCCGUCGCCAAGGUGGCUGAACGAGUUAAGCUCUCCAAAACGCGGUCCGAGUCGUCCUCGACCGAGAGGCCGGUCCUGGGCUCGGAGAUCAGCAGCAUCGGGGUCUCCAGCAACGUGGCCGAGCACUUGGCGCACUCCUUGCAGGACUGCUCUAACAUCCAGGAAAUCUUCCAGACACUUUACUCGCACGGCUCCGCCAUCUCAGAGAACAAAAUCCGGGAGUUCGAGGUGGAGACGGAGCGGCUGAACAGUCGCAUCGAGCACUUGAAGUCCCAGAAUGACCUGCUGACGAUCACGCUGGAGGAGUGCAAGAGCAACGCGGAGAGGAUGAGCAUGCUGGUGGGGAAGUACGAGUCCAACGCCACCGCCCUCCGCCUCGCCCUGCAGUACAGCGAGCAGUGCAUCGAGGCCUACGAGCUGCUGCUCGCCCUGGCGGAGAGCGAGCAGGGCCUGGUACUAGGCCAGUUCCGGGCGGCGGGCGUGGGGACCGUAGGUGACCAGGCGGGCGACGAGAGCAUCACUCAGAUCCUGAAGCGGGCCCACGACUGCCGCAAAACGGCUGAGAACGCGGCCAAGGACCUGUUGACGCGCUUAGAUGGGAGCUGUGGGGCGGCGUUCGCUGUGACGGGCUGCAGCGUGCAACCCUGGGAGAGCCUCUCCUCCAACAGCCACACCAGCACCACCAGCUCCACGGCCAGCAGCUGCGACACGGACUUCAGCAAGGAAGAUGAGCAGCGGCUGAAGGACUACAUCCAGCAGCUGAAGAACGACCGUGCGGCGGUCAAGCUGACCAUGCUGGAGCUGGAGAGCAUCCACAUCGACCCGCUCAGCUACGAUGUCAAGCCGCGCGGAGACUCGCAGCGGCUGGACCUGGAGAAUGCUGUGCUCAUGCAGGAGCUCAUGGCUAUGAAGGAGGAGAUGGCGGAGCUGAAGGCGCAGCUGUACCUGCUGGAGAAGGAGAAGAAGGCCCUGGAGUUGAAGCUGAGCACGCGCGAGGCACAGGAGCAGGCCUACCUGGUGCAUAUCGAGCACCUCAAGUCCGAGGUGGAGGAGCACCAGGAGCAGCGCAUGCGGUCGCUUAGCUCCACCGGCUCCAGCGGCAAGGACAAGAGCGGCAAGGAAUGCGGGGAUGGGGGCUCACCUGCUAUCACGCUGGCUGAUCUGAGGACGCUCAGUGACAGCGACCUGGCGGCAGAGCUCACGAACGCACUUAGACGGGAGAAGAAGCUGAAGAGUCGGGUGCAGGAGCUGGUGGCCGCCCUGGAGAGACUGACCAAGAGCAGUGAGGUCAGGCACCAGCAGUCUGCCGAGUUCGUCAACGACCUGAAGAGAGCAAACAGUAACCUGGUGGCAGCCUACGAGAAGGCCAAGAAGAAGCACCAGAACAAGCUGAAGAAGCUGGAGUCGCAGAUGAUGGCCAUGGUGGAGCGCCACGAGACGCAGGUGCGAAUGCUGAAGCAGCGCAUCGCCCUGCUGGAGGAGGAGAACUCGCGGCCCCACACCAACGAGACCUCACUCUGAGUGCC
Messenger RNA from Megalops cyprinoides (Indo-Pacific tarpon), 3238 nucleotides. RefSeq names its product MCC regulator of WNT signaling pathway (gene mcc). The transcript is spliced from 19 exons. NCBI's taxonomy places the organism in Eukaryota, Metazoa, Chordata, Actinopteri, Elopiformes, Megalopidae. The record is from RefSeq and is a predicted model, not a curated record. Bases 195 to 3233 code for a protein of 1012 amino acids. Gene Ontology annotation, molecular function: calcium ion binding.